AAACGGCCGACUCGACUCGCGGCACUUCGCAUCCGUGGCCAAAAAGUGGACGCAAUUUUCCAUCCGCACUGACGUGUUUCCAUUCCGCAGACAGGUUUUUCUCCGAAAUUCCGUGAUAAAUUGGUGCAUUUCAACAUGUUCAACAUCGCAACGCAUAUGGACUUUGAAGGCCAGGGACGCGCCGAGAAGCUGUCCCGAGUGAUCAUCACCCUGUUCGGAGCGGUCGGUCUCAUCUGGGGCUACAUCAUCCAGCAAUUUUCCCAAACGGUGUACAUUCUGAUUGCCGGUGUGCUGCUGGCUUCGAUUCUGACCAUUCCGCCAUGGCCAAUUUACCGCCGCAAGCCCUUGAACUGGCAGAAACCCCGCCCGGAACCUCAAGUGACCGCCGGAGGAACGGAAACCGAGUCCGCCAAGAAGAAAAAGAAGUAGUUGGUAGGAUCAGAUCGUAUUUUUUUGGAUAAGAAAUAAAACUUAAAUUUAAUUGAAA
Aedes albopictus (Asian tiger mosquito) is the source of this 487-nucleotide messenger RNA. It is a transcript of the gene Spase12, whose product is annotated as signal peptidase complex subunit 1. Gene Ontology annotation, biological process: protein targeting to ER. NCBI's taxonomy places the organism in Eukaryota, Metazoa, Arthropoda, Insecta, Diptera, Culicidae. The coding region runs from base 136 to 429 and encodes 97 amino acids. Gene Ontology annotation, cellular component: signal peptidase complex; endoplasmic reticulum membrane. The transcript is spliced from 3 exons. The record is from RefSeq and is a predicted model, not a curated record.